This is a messenger RNA of Drosophila virilis, 3337 nucleotides long. RefSeq lists its product as uncharacterized. NCBI's taxonomy places the organism in Eukaryota, Metazoa, Arthropoda, Insecta, Diptera, Drosophilidae. Gene Ontology annotation, molecular function: RNA polymerase II cis-regulatory region sequence-specific DNA binding; DNA-binding transcription factor activity, RNA polymerase II-specific. Gene Ontology annotation, biological process: regulation of transcription by RNA polymerase II. The record is from RefSeq and is a predicted model, not a curated record.
GACAUAAGUCGAUAGCAUCUACUGAUCGCAGCGGUAAUUUAUUUUGCGCACUUUUUUUUACGCCAACAAGCGAUGCACGAGGAAAUUGUAAUAAAAAAGGAAGAACUUGAUAUUGAUGAUACAAAAAUAAAGUUGGAGUUGGAUGAGGAUGCGCCGCAUUUAGAUAUGACGUGCGGGGGCAGCUUUAUGAAAAUCAUCGAAGAGCGGCCAAAUAUGAUAACGGUGCCGGUACAUGACUGCAAAUCCGAGGAUGAGCUUAAAUUCAUAGCGAGCCUCGGCACGUUCGAUCAGCAGCAAAAGUUAUUUGUGACGUCACCUUGUGAAAAUAUUGCCCCGGCUGACACUUUCGAUGCAUUUUCAUGCAAAAUUUGCAGCUUUACGUGUGAAAAUCAUCUGGCGCUGGCCUCGCAUCAGAUAAACCAUCAGCUAAAUCGACAUUUCUGCUGCUAUGGAUGCGGCGUCUGGUGCAACACGCUUGAAGAGAUUCUGGAGCACGAAUUUCGCAAGCAUGCGGGCGGUGUAAAUGGAUCAAGCUGUAGGAUUUGUGAGUUGAAUUGUAGCGAUGCCGCCGGUCUGGCCAAGCACAUGAGCAGCCACUUUUAUGUGCGCCGUUUUGUCUGCGCGGUAUGUCGCCGGCACUUUGAGACGCGCCAGGGAUUGCAGCUACAUCGGCAGCACAGCAAGGAGCUGUGCGGUCAGGUCGAAUAUGCUGAUAUACAUGGCAAUGUAGGCCAAUUGGUGGCGGUCAGCAAGCUCGACGCCAAAUUGCCUGAGGAUCUGGCGUGUGAUGUGGAAAUUAAAACGGAGCCCCUGGAAGCCGAAGAGCAACAGCCGGAAACGGAGCAUGAGCAGGAAAUGGCGGAUAUUGUUAUCAAAACAGAGCCAGAGUUCGAAGCAGAUGAGUUGAGCUCUGGCCAGGAUGCCAACUGGAUGAACAACAGCCUUGCAGGACAACUGCGCGGCAAAUUGCGUUUGCCUGCUAUACAGAAACCAAUAAAAGUUGAAACUGUAACGAGCGCUGAAACACCAACGGCUGCACCCCCAUCAAUACAGUUUGUGCCCGCAGGCAAAUGGAAGCCUAUACCAAUACCUAACACUAAUGCAUCCGUAAAGCUGCCAAACAUUUUGAAGCCUAACAAAGGCAAUAAUCAGCAGAAAAAUAUUUUGAAAAAGAACGUCUUGCAAUCGUUGAAAAACAAGCCAAAUAUUGCAGCCAACAUCUUAAAGGUUUUGCCCAGCAAUUGCAUGCUAAUCAAAUUGCCACCAAACACCAAGAUUGUUAAAAUAGCGCCAAGCCCGACGAGCGUCAAUACGAAUAGCUGCACCAUUGGCAGCAAGAUUAUUACACUGCCUAGUGCCAUGUCCAUAAGCUCAGUUUCCGCUGGUUCCAAGAACCAUUCGGUCGCCACAGUUCCAAGCCCAACUGCACCCAGUACGCCACAAGCAGAAGGCACACAAAAGGCGGCCAUAAAUCGCAAUGCUUACUUUAAUGCCUUAAGCUUAUUCGAGAGCUUGCCCGAAUCUCGUAAGAUCAUCACAGAAUUCCAAAAUCAAAUACGCAGCAUAGAGCAGACAUUGCCACUGCCCGGCAGCGUAUUGCAAACGCCCAAGAGAAACAACAAUUUAGUGUUGCCAUCGCAGCUGGAGGUGCUUCGGCUGGCUCCCACCAAAUCGAGCAAUGUGAAAGUGCGUCAAUUGCGCUAUACGUAUCCCAAUCAUCGUUUUCACUGGGAGUGUCCAAAAUGUGCGCGCUGCUACGAACAGUAUGUACCAUUCUGUAACCACAUGACCCAAGUGCACGGCAUUGCGGAAGCAGAGUUCGAGCAUAUAAAAGUGGAGGUCAAGACUUACAAGAAAUUGAAUUUAUCCAAAAUGGCUCCAGCCACAAGUCCAAUAGAGACGGCGCCAGCUGCGCCCACUACAGCUUCGGAAGCUCCUGUGAUUCCCGGUGCUGCAGAGCCAACUGCAGCUUCGACUGAGCGAGCUUCAGAAGCGUCUACAGCAACAGCUCAAGAUUCUUUAGUUGAAGCAGCAGAAGUAGCUCCUGUGGAAGCCGUUUCUCUUUCUUCUGCAAAGCCAACUCCUGUAGCACCUGUAGCGCCUGCAGCUCUUUCGUCAACGCCACCCGCCUCAGCUCCUGCUAAGUCAACACGACCAGCUCCAAUUGUUCGUCCUGCUCAGUAUCAGUGCGAGGAUUGUUCCAAAUGCUUUACCACUGUGGGUGCCCUGCGUAUCCACAAAAUGAUCCACACUGGGGAGCUGCCGCAUAAAUGCAACUACUGUGACAAGCGUUUUCGUACACCCGGCCAGGUGCGCGUCCAUCAGCGUCGGCACACAGGUGAAAAACCAUUCAAAUGCAAGGUUUGCUCGCUUGAUUUUACACAUCGCGAGACGCUCAUCUCCCAUCUGUCGCGUCACAUUGGCAUGAAACGUUACAAGUGCUAUGGUUGUGACAAGAAUUUCGUGGUGGUCAGUGGAUUGCGCGCACAUCGUCGUCUACGACCAGAUACGUGCGGCAAGGUCAAGUUUACGGCACGUGCACACGGUCCCCGAGUUCGUGUGAUACGAGGCGAAGUCGUUUUCGAAUCGCAUCCCGAGCAUAAUGGUUACUUACGUAGUGAGGAUCCUUUGAACAUUAUGUCUGAGAUUAAUCAGGCCUCCAAAGAAUCAUCUGUUGCUUCCGAGUCUAGCUAACAAGCUACGCAUUCUUUACAUACAUUGGUUUAUCUUUAUUUUACCUAUUUGUUAUGAACGUUGUAACUUUUGGAUGGGUAAGUCCAACCAUAUUUUUGAUGUACCCUAGAUGAGGGUAUUAAAAUUUUAUCACAUUAUAAAAUGUGAAGCAAACUUUUCCAAAACAAUGUAUUCAUAUUCUACGCCAUGCAACUGGACAUAGCCAUGUUCGUCCGCUUGUCUAUCUUUCCAUCUGUCUGCUUCUAAGUAAAUGCUUCAUCUUUAUUACAAUAUUGAUGAAACUUGCUGCAAAUAGGACAUAUUUCUGAGUAGGUUGGAUUAACCAUCUAAACCUCCUACAUAUCAUAGUUAGCAUUAUAAAUUCCUGUAUGAACAAACUUAUCAAAAUGGCAUAUGGAUGCCUUAUGAAUGUUGGAGGAUUCAAAUCUUGUAUGAUGAUGGACAUCCCAUAGAAAUAAUUGAUUGAAAAUUGGUUUUUCUAUCCAGCACUUUGUUUUUUAACAAGAUAUACGGAGCAGAACAACAAUUACGGCUUUUUGCCGUUGGUCGAAAGUCUAUGUAUUAAAAACAUAUUUUUUUUUUAUAUUAGUUUGUUAAAGUGUAACAAAUUAUGCGCCAUAAAAAUAAUCGAUUGAACACAACA